This is a messenger RNA of Penicillium canescens, 1098 nucleotides long. RefSeq names its product Gfo/Idh/MocA family protein. Lineage: Eukaryota; Fungi; Ascomycota; Eurotiomycetes; Eurotiales; Aspergillaceae. The transcript has 3 exons. Gene Ontology annotation, molecular function: nucleotide binding. Bases 1 to 1098 code for a protein of 365 amino acids. The record is from RefSeq and is a predicted model, not a curated record.
AUGGUCCGAAUUCGCAUUGGCAUAAUUGGUCUUUCACCUGGUGCAUGGGCAGCUAAUGCUCAUCUACCCUAUCUGAAAAGCCCCGAUUCAAAGUUCAAAAUUGUGGCUGUUUGUAAUUCAUCUGUGGAAAGUGCUGCGAACAGCGUCAAAAAACUCAAGCUUCCAGGAGGAGUAAGGACGUACGGAGAUGUGCAAGAUAUCGCUGACGACAAAGACAUUGACCUUGUUGUUUGCACUACGCGAGUAGAUCGCCAUUACAAGUCUAUUCUUCCUUCACUGAAAGCUGGCAAGGAUGUCUUUGUCGAAUGGCCCCUUGGGGCAAGCCUUAAGGAAGCAAAAGAGCUUCUCGAUGUGGCAAAACAAAACAAUGUCAAGCUCACUGCAGUUGGACUUCAAGGCCGUUUUGACGCUAUUGUCGAAACUUUGAAAGGCGUCUUGGCAGAAGGAAGAAUUGGCAAAGUUUUAAGCACUACAAUCUCCAGUCAAGGAUUGAUUGCAGGACAGACGGAGCUUGAAAGUCAAACUUACCUGGUUGACCGUGAAAGUGGUGGCUCUUUACUCUCAAUUCCAGCCUUACAUUUGCUCGACACCGUUCAAGAAGUCCUUGGCGAAUUUUCAAGCUUCCAUUCUCUCCUUUCAAACCAACGACCAAUCGUUAAGAUCGUUAAAGACGAUGGCUCCGUGGCCAAAGAGAACGUCGAGAAGACGACUCCAGAUCAUGUUAUGAUUCAGGGUUCGCUCAAGUCAGGUGCAGUAUUUUCGGCUACGAUUAGAGGUGGAUCGCCAUUCAAGGGAUCUCCUGGACUUGAGUGGAGAAUCUAUGGCGAGAAAGGAGAGAUCAAAAUUACAGGCCCCAGUGCAUUUAUCGAGAUUGUCGGUACCAACAGCAUUCAGCUUCACGACUUUGACACCGACGAAAUUGUGGAAAUUGCGCUCAAGAACGGGGCUUUUGCCGAGAUGGAUCCGAUAUAUAGGAAUUUGGCCCGCGUUUAUGAGGCAAUUGCUGCAGGUGACAAAAGCCUACUUUGUGAUUUUGAGGAUGCUGUGGAAAGACAUCAUUUUAUUGAGGAGAUCUACAAUCAAAACUCCAAGGCCUAA